GCAUGCCCCACCUUCAGCUUGUUCUAUCAUACUACUACUUUUUUUCCCACCCAAUUUGGAUACGCAUCAAUAAUGCUUCUUCUAUUACCCGUAGAAGCUUCCCAGUGUAGUUCUUAGGAAGUAAUUACUAUGAAACUACCUCAUUAAACAAAGCCUAUGGAGUUUUAUAAAUGGGUAUAAAUAUACCACUAUGUUUUCUUUUCAUAACGGUACUAAUAACAAAAUAAUUAUGACGGAUAAAAAUCCAAGGCCACCAAAUUCACUUGACAGCAAUUUCACUAAUCAGCCUCUGGAGCUCCCUGAGUAUUUUAAAUUUGAUGAUGAUCAAUGGCCAGAUGAUGAACCAGAGCCAUUUGUUUUUGAGCAUGUUGUGAACCAAGAAAAUCAACAAGCCAAUAAAUUUGUUGGUGAUUUUGGAGGAAGUGGAAGCUACCUUGAAGGGUCUUCUAGCAACGAUGUCAGCAGUGAACGUGAGAAGAAGGAAGUUACAGAUAAAGUUGCAUUCAAAACCCAGUCAGAGGUUGAAAUUCUGGAUGAUGGGUUCAAGUGGAGGAAGUAUGGAAAGAAGAUGGUGAAAAACAGCCCCAAUCCAAGGAACUAUUAUAGGUGUUCAGUGGAUGGAUGCCAAGUGAAAAAGAGAGUUGAGAGAGAUGUGAAUGAUCCAAGUUAUGUAAUAACAACCUACGUAGGCACUCAUACUCAUCCAGGACCUUUUACGCGGAUUUUUAAAAUUUGCGGCGUGACCUUGAGCAUGAAACGAGAUUGAAAAAGCAUAUAUUCGUAAGGGUUCAAACACCUGAUGUGUUUUCAUGAGGAAAAUAAUCAAAAACUUAAAUGCAAUAUUUGAGAGGCAUAAUAGUUAAAAGAAGAGUGAAGAACAAAGAAGAAUGGAGUUUUACCUUGUCAAACACUAACAAGAAGAUCAAUGGAGACACGAAGACAAAGGGAUCAAAUGGAUGAGCAAACUGAGACAAAUGAAGCCCGAUGUUUAUUUUAUCACUAACAUUUGUUAAACUGGGAGGUCACAAAUUGGAAUAGCGAUGAAGAUAAUUGGUAGGCAUUGGUGGUGUUAUGGUGAAGAUGAGAGCGCACAAAGGGCGAGACAUUGUGGUUAAGGUAGUCUACGAGGCACGAAGAGAGAGAUAUGAAUAUGUUUUUAACAUUUAACUUAUUUUUUCAAAAACCAUGUCUAUAUAUAUAUAUAUAUUGAUUUUUCUUUUUAUUUA
Cicer arietinum (chickpea) is the source of this 1226-nucleotide messenger RNA. Its product is annotated as probable WRKY transcription factor 51. Gene Ontology annotation, molecular function: DNA-binding transcription factor activity; sequence-specific DNA binding. Gene Ontology annotation, biological process: regulation of DNA-templated transcription. NCBI's taxonomy places the organism in Eukaryota, Viridiplantae, Streptophyta, Magnoliopsida, Fabales, Fabaceae. The record is from RefSeq and is a predicted model, not a curated record.